Messenger RNA from Alnus glutinosa, 522 nucleotides. Its product is annotated as probable beta-1,4-xylosyltransferase IRX10L. The transcript has 5 exons. Lineage: Eukaryota; Viridiplantae; Streptophyta; Magnoliopsida; Fagales; Betulaceae. The record is from RefSeq and is a predicted model, not a curated record. The annotation marks the transcript as partial.
AUGAUCAAGUUACUGGUAAGUGACACUAUGGAAGUUUGCUGGGUCAUUUCUGUUUCUGGGGUAGUAGCUUUCUUCUUCAGCAAUCUUCCUGAAGUUGUCUCCUUCAUUUGCAAAAGACAAUGUUUGUCAACACGUGACUUUGCAGCAUGCUUCCAUUAUCAGGAAGAGAAGGCAAUUGAAAGAGGAAUUCUUCCCUUGCUCCAACGUGCUACAUUGGUUCAGACUUUUAGACAACAGAAUCAUGUUUGCUUAAAAGAGGGCUCAAUUAUAGUUCCUCCAUAUGCUCCUCCUCAGAAAAUGCAAACCCACCUGAUUCCUGAGAAAACUCCUAGGUCUAUCUUUGUCUACUUCCGAGGAUUGUUUUAUGACGUGGGAAAUGAUCCAGAAGGUGGUUAUUAUGCAAGAGGUGCACUUGCAGCAGUGUGGGAGAACUUUAAGGACAAUCCACUUUUUGACAUUUCCACAGAGCACCCAACCACAUAUUAUGAGGACAUGCAAAGGACCCUUUUUGUUCCAGUGGAU